CUGGCCACUUGCUCCCCGCGACAGACUGCGAACAGUUCGCGUUAUUAAUAAUUCAACCAACUCGACGCUUCCACGAGACCACGACCGGCUGAUCGCUCUGACCGGCCCCGACGCUAAUAAGGCUAUACAACUGCCCUCAUUCUUAUUCCAUUUUAAAGGGACAUUAACCUCCUUUUGUGUCGCUGAUAUUGGGGAAUAAACCGCUAUCAGUAUUGAUAUUGGAACGUAGGCUACGGCUAUCUCCUCAGCAGUCAGCAUUUUACACGAGGAUUUUUCGACAGGUCUUUGUUGCUGCGGUGUAGGCAUUUUGGUAUCUCGGCAAUGCAAUAACGAUUUUGAAGACGUCUCUUUCAUCUCGUACGCUUUGAGGAGGAGGAGGCGUGGGACCAGGGGACUCUCCGAUUGUGGAUCAAGAGUGAGAGAGGGGAACAAGGGGGAAGCAGAACGAGAAGACAGACAGUGGAGGAAGAGAUUGGGGUGUUGGUGUUAGGUUGGAUACACAUUUUGGAAACGGGAGCAGAGAGCUGUUAUUUUGAAGGAGGAGAAAAUAAAUAAACAAAAACUUACUUUCUAUCUUAUCUCCGUCCACACAGUAUUUUACCUAUUUGUGAGACGUUUGUUGGUGGUUCGGCGUCUCUCUCACGUCACUGAUUAGUUGCAGAACUUUCUUUCACCGCUCGGUGUUGAAGGCAGCAGGACUUGGACUCGAACGUCUCCCGAACUUAUUGGGCCGUCGACGAGCGUUGACGAUGGAUGCAACUUGUGCUAACAAGUGAAAAGAAGAAUCCAGAAUAACGAGGAGAAGUAGGGAGUCUGCUGCUACGCUGUCCUUCCUUUCCUUUUCUCUCGCAGAAGAGAAGACUAACUUUUUCAAAUACCGUUUUCUGGGCCACAGGCCGACUUGUUUAAAGGACUUGUUUUUGCUUCCGGUAACACCGAAGAAAAAACAGAGUCGCGCUCUCUCGCCCUCUUCUCUCCCUCUCGCUCUCUCUCACUUUUUUUGGAAGCAGAAUUUUUAAAGUAAAAUGGGUCUUUGAGAGAGUUGGCACAUCUCCCUGCGCUAUAAUGGCCACUGACACGUACCUGGUGAAUGAAGACCCAUCCAGAGGCCCCGGGAUGCCCGAGUGUUUUCUCGUGUCUGAUUCCUACAGAGAUGAAUUCCACCCGUUCAUCGAGGCCCUGCUGCCCCACGUCCGAGCCUUCUCCUACACAUGGUUCAACCUGCAGGCCCGCAAGCGCAAGUACUUCAAGAAGCACGAGAAGAAGAUGUCCAAGGAGGAAGAGCGUGCGGUCAAAGAUGAACUGCUGGGAGAAAAAUCCGAGAUCAAACAGAAAUGGGCGUCGAGGCUCCUCGCCAAGCUCCGCAAGGACAUCCGGCCAGAGUUCCGGGAGGACUUUGUCCUCACCAUCACCGGGAAGAAAGCCCCCUGCUGCGUCCUCUCCAACCCCGACCAGAAGGGUAAGAUCAGGAGGAUCGACUGUCUCCGCCAGGCCGACAAGGUGUGGAGGCUGGACCUGGUCAUGGUCAUCCUGUUCAAGGGCAGCCCCCUGGAGAGUACGGACGGAGAGCGGCUGGCCAAGUCGCCCCAGUGCUCCAACCACGGCCUGUGUGUCCAGCCGCAUCACAUCGGGGUCUCCGUCAAAGAGCUGGAUCUCUACCUGGCCUACUUCGUCCAGGCACCAGAAUCUGGACAAUCAGACAGCUCCAGCCAACAAGGAGACACAGACAUCAAGCCACCGCCCAAUGGGCACCUGAGUUUCCAGGACUGCUUCGUCACCUCAGGAGUGUGGAACGUGGCUGAGCUCGUCAGGGUGUCACAGACUCCUGUAGCCACAGCGUCUGGUCCUAACUUCUCCCUGGCUGACCUGGAGAGUCCUGGCUACUACAACAUCAACCAAGUGGCUCUGGGGCGACGCUCCCUCGCAUCCCCCCCUUCCACCAGGUACAUGUCUGAGGUCGAGCUGUACUCAAACCUUCCACGGAGCUCUAACAAGAGGAAGUCGUUAGACGACAGUGAGCUGGAGAGCCCCACGGACGAUGUCUUCUACCCCGGACGCUCCCCAGCCGCAGGCUCCUCCCAGUCCAGCGGCUGGCCCAACGACAUGGAUGCAGGUGGAGACCUUCAUUCCCCAUCCCCAAGCUCACACCAUGUUGACCGUCACCUGAUAAUGCAGCACCAUUUGGCCAGUGUGCAGGAGAGGAAGAUAAAACAUGAACACGAUGGAGUGCAGUUUCCUUACCAUGGACUGUCCUCGCCUGGUUCUCUUAAGAAGCCGGGGAAGUUUGAUUUCAACGCCCUGUCGCCCCAGACGAGGUCCCCCCGCAUGACGUUCACACACCACCCGCUGCCCGUGCUGGCAGGAGUGAGACCAGGGAGUCCCCGUGCCUCAGCUUCAGCUCUCCACUUCCCCUCCUCCUCCAUCAUCCAGCAGUCCAGUCCCUACUUCCCUCACCCCACCAUCCGCUACCACCACCACCAGGACCCGCUAAAGGAGUUCGUCCAGUUCGUCUGCGCCGACGGCUCGGGGCAGUCCGGGGGACAGCCUAACGGAGGUGGUCACAGCCAGAGCAAAAUGCCAGGCUCCUUCCUGCUGCCCCCGCCGCCCCCAGUGGCGCGCCCCGUGCCCCUCCCCAUGCCCGAUUCUAAACCAAUCAACACGCCCCCCGACGGCGGCGGACUCAGCUCGCCCGCAUCUCCGUCAUACUCCACGCCAGGCUCCACAGCUCCCAACAGGUUUGUCAGCAUCGGAGCACGGGACAACUUUCUGAACAUCCCCCAGCAGUCUCAGUCUUGGUUCCUCUGACAAGUCCUCCGAAUCAACCGCUAGAAUUGUGUCAUGAGAAAAUUGGGAAUGGAAAAACCACACAACACACAAAACAAACCAACACUGACUACAAACAAACUGCUGACACUAAAGUAAAACCAGAAAAUAACCCCCCAGAGGAAUACCCAUUUCCACAAUUUGAACAUUUGAACCGGAACAACCAUCUCCCUAUACAGAAGGCUGAAAAGAGAUCGGUUGAAGUGGACAGACUCAGAACGAACGACAGAACGAGGAAGAGGAGGAGGAAGAAAGAUGAGGAAAUGUCACACACAAAACAUGUCAGAAAGCAAACCUGACAACUAACUGACCAAUUUUGUUUUAUUGUUGUUUUUACAUUUUAUUUUCACAAUGAAACUCCAUGCAAUGGCUGGGAGAUCCACACACACACAACAGUGUAAAACAAAGACUACAAAAAACAUAGUUGGCAGAAUUUGGUCAUUUGAGCUAUAGCUAUAAACAUUGUCACCACCCAAAAGAACCCAUUCUGUAAUCCUUCAGUCUCUCCUCCUGACGGUGCUUUAUGUCCCUGCUCCCUCUCUCAUCUGUCAACCAGGUGUCCAGGGUUGCCCCGGCAACGCCCACAGCCUCACACAACCACAUCCGACUGGCCUCACUGCCUCUUGAUUUGCUCAGCCCUGAAUCCCCUCCCUCCUCCCUUCUUCUGAUUGGCCAAACACUGGGACACCAUCCAAUGGUGUGACAACAUCUGCACUAGAUGGCUGGUUUUAGUUUACACUCUUGUGAAGAGCGAUAGCCAAUAGCAUGAGCCGCGAGGGAACACAAGACAGACAGACAGACAGACAGACAGACAGACAGACAGACAGACAGACAGACAGACAGACAGACAGACAGACAGACAGACAGACAGACAGACAGACAGACAGACAGACAGACAGACAGACAGACAGACAGACAGACAGACAGACAGACAGACAGACAGACAGACAGACAGACAGACAGACAGACAGACAGACAGAUAAUCAGUCAGACAGACAUGUCAGACAGACAGACAGUCAGUCUGUCAGUCAGACAUAACAGACAGACAGUCAGACAGACAGUCAGUCAGUCAGACAGACAGUCAGUCAGUCAGUCAGUCAGUCAGACAGACAUAACAGACAGUCAGACAGACAGUCAGUCAGACAGACAGUCGUACAACACUAUGUGCUCUUUCGUCCCCUCACCUAUGCACUACUGAAACAAAUAAGGGAGGAAACAGAGCGAUCCAGCAGGUCGCUGAAGGCAGUGUGUGUGUGUGGGCAAUGGGCUGUGGCUUUGGCAUCCUGGCACUCACACAUACAUGCACUCACGCAGACUCAAAGCACGUACACACACACACACACACACACACACACACACACACACACACAGAGAUCAUCGUCUCCAGAACCCACAUGUCUGGCAGACACAACUAUUCACUGACAAUAACAUCUUGUCUGUGUGUCCUUCACAGUAACAUAAUGCAUAGGAUCAACAUCAUCAUGUAAUAACUAGCUUUCUUUUUGUUUGUAGACGUUUUCUUGCAUUUCAUUUUGUUUGCCGGAUUGGUUUUGGUUUUGUCUCACUUGGAUUUUUUUGCUUAUGUUUGACCUUCUUUCCUAAGAUUUUUUUCUUUCAUCCGCUUUUUAUUUUGCAGAAAAAACAUCAUCUUCGUUUGCAAUAACAGACAUCUCUGAAAUCUCUCACAAACACCAGUACAGGAACAUGCGACACAACCCCUGCCUUGCUUCACCCUGUAACCACAGUCCAUUCACAGUAGGGCCCAGAGGAACACACGCUGACACACCACCGUAUCAAAAUGCACACUACUAACACCGUCACCCUGAUUCGAAACACAAAGGUGAGCCUUUAUAUAUGACUUUCUCCAAACUGCCUUUGGUUUUUCAUUCAUUUUGACAUUUGUCAUUUUUAAUUUGAGAUACCUUGUUUUUUUUUCUAUCGUAAAUGUGAUUUUUAAAUUGUUAUUGAUAUUGUAAUUUUUUUUUAUCAUGACACAAUAAUUCAAACAAAAAAAGCCAAUCCUCACAAAAUAACUGGACUGCCUAGCUGUUGGUUUCUUCCAUGUGCAGGGAUAGAAUUGUCUGACAGCCCAGGCACUCUGAGUUUAUAGUAAAAUUAGCUCUAUGUACUCAAAUCAUGUAUCACAACUAUAACAAUCUAUGGAAGUGCCUCUGUACUCCCCUAUCAUGCAAUUAGUUCAAAUUCAGGUUGAUGUUUUUGUUCACAUAUAUGCUAAAGCUACAAGGAAUGGUGAUGUUUCUUCCUAUAUGGAAACCCUUGGCUAUAGGACAGAACCUUUGUAGAAGACCGCAAAAUGUUAUAGAGAGAGAGAGAUCUUAUACAUAUAUAUUUAUGGUAUAUGCUCCUUUUUAAACUUGACUAAAACGAGCUUGUUGGCAGUUUAGUUAUUUUCUGAACUCUUGAGCUAGCAGAAUUCCAUGAUGGACAGCACCUCACUGUUACCAUGACAACUCAAUGAGCACCCACCCAACCUCCACAAAUCUACAGUGCAGCAUUCAAAAACGAAACAAAAAUGUCCAUGAUGCAAAAUAGAUGAAACAUGUCAAAAUCGACAAUGGAAAAAUUGAAGAAAAAAGUGUUUGUUUUUUGAUGGAAAGUAUUAUUAUUGAAAAAUAUGUGUCGAUUGAGCCACGUGCAAUGCAUUGGGUAGAUUCAUUGUGUUUUGUCUGUUAGAGAUUUUUAAGAAAGCUAAGAAGAAAAGAGAAAAAAAAUCUAUUUGUUUCAAGUCCGAUGUGCUCCUGGACUCUAAACUAACAGAGCCAUAUCCUAGUCUUUGUAAGUUGGGGGUAUUUGUUUUUAUUUUCCUUUAUUGUCUCUUUUUUAAUGUUUAACGUGUAAUCAUUUGUUUAUAAAACUGUUUGGAGGGGCUGAAGGAAGAAACAUUUCUUACAAAACUUUUAAAACAAAAUUGAACAUGAAAUGAAAAACCGGUGAAAUGAAAAAACGGUACUUUUACACACUAUAAAGUACAUUCAAACUAUUACAAAAUGAAUGAUAAUGAACAAAAUAAUGACUACCUUUAGGAAACCGCAUUUAUUAUUCCUCUUCUCUAUUUCUAUUCCUUCUCCUGUUUGUAAUAUUGAGUGGAGGGAGGGGUUCCUAGUCCUUCCUAUAUUCCUCUAGUAGGUUGUGAAACAAAAGGCAUUUUGGUUCAACCUUUAGAUAGGACGAGAGCUGUACUGUAGGCUUAACAAUGCCCACAACUACUUCUUCUGAUUUCUCCCAGAUUAUUAUACUCCUCUCUCCGAGUCUGAGCAAGGAAAAAAAAGAAAAAUGGCAGCUUAGAAUUUGUUUCAUUUGAGGAGCCAGCCAGUCUGUCAGAACCAUGACGUAACGAUAGAAAUACAGUAGGCCUAUGCAAAGUGAGCUUCCCUCCACCCCUUCCUUCUCCACCCUCUCCCUCAUUCCCCUGUAAAUUCACCUUGACUAGUGCUUGUGCUGUAGUGUAGUUUCCCAGCAGUUAAAGGUUGUCCCUUAAAAGUGCCUUUUGUUCACAGACUCCAUUUUGUAAUCCAGAUCGCUCCCCUUUCAUUCGAAAUAAUUCAAGGUUGAGGUGGAAGUGCCCCUAAGUGCAGAUCUAGGAUCAGUUUACUGUACUCCAUAUCCUGACCUGAACCAUUAGGAGGGUAUAUGCAAAACUGACCUUAGAUCAGUGCUUAGUGAGUAACUUCAUCCGACCUCCACCUUUGAAAAAUGAUCCCCCUCCAUUGUAUCAACCUUCCCAUAAAUCCUUUCCCUUUUCAAAAUCCGUAUAUAUAUAGUACAAAAGGAAACUGGUGUGAAUUAGUUCUUUACUUUUUAUUGAUAAAUGAUGAAAAAAAAUACUGAAAAGGCAAAAAAACUUGUUCUCGUUCCCCCUUGCUCUCUGGCUUUUUUCUUCUUCCCUCUGUCUCCUCCUCUCCCCUCCUCUGUCUAUCUGUUCUCUCGUAGACACUGGAGUAGUCUGUAACUGUGUCCUCUCUCUCUCUCCUUCCCCUCCCUCCCUUCCUUCCGUUGAUGGAAGGGGUUGUUGAAAAAAAAAAUGGCCGAAACUUUUUGUCUUGAGCAGAAUGCAGUUAGCUCACGUUAUUCUUGUCUGUAUUGCCUCUUCUUCACAUUGUAUACCAUUACCCAUCCUCUUCAGCUUCUCCAUUCAAACAGCUAAUGUAAGUGAACAAAUUACACCAAUGGGCUUUUGGGGGUGCGCCUGCCCAGUGUAGGGUAGGACUGGGUGUUAGGGGUUAUGGGGGUAAAGGUCUUAGGGGGUCAAUAAUGUUGGGGUAAAGGAGAUAUUAUAGGGGUACCUUUUUGGGGUGUUGGGGAGGGGGGGCUGCUGUUCUGCUGUGACCAGUUAAGAGUUAAAAAACAAAAAAUUGUUUUAUUUUAUUUUAUUCCUUUAUUUUUUUUUGGACUUAAUUUGGAUUUUUGCUUUCAUAGUUCCUAUCUAUCAGGGUAUGCUGUCAUUGAAACUCUAUAAGAGAGUCUUGGAGUGUAAAUGAAAUGCUACAAGCACCUUAUAACUACUGGCUGAGAAAAGGGAGUUUGCAAUACUACCAGCACACACACACACCUAGUCAUGUAUCAAAUACUCUAAACUCUUGUAUUAUUAUUGUGAGGUUUUAUCUAGUGAAGCCAGCAGCAGUAUUAGCCAUUGGCAAAACACACAUCACAACCCACCAUAUAGAGCCAGCAUGAACCAGGCUUGAGGCAUACGCUCAAGUGAAACGUAGAGAUAUCAGUUUGAAUGCCAGGCUCUAAAAACUCUGUUCCGUUUUGAGAUGUGUUUUUGUUUUGUUGUUUUUGUUUUGUUUAGUGGUGUCUAGACAGUACGCCCUUUGACCCCCGACCCUACGCCCUCAGAGCAGAAGAGCCCCACUCAUGCCUGUAGUUCUGUCUGAAAUGGCACCCUAUUCCCUACAUAGUGCACUACUUUUUCACUAUUCCCAUAGGGCCCUGUUCAAAAGUAGUGCACUAUGUAGGGAAUAGGGUGCCAUUUUAAAUGCAUCCCAUGUCUUUGUGUAUAAGAAACACCCCCAGAGCUCUGUAGGUGAAAUGCAUGUGUUAAUUACAGUUUCUUUUCCAUAAGAAGAAAAACACAGUUUGAGCAGAGCAGCACCUUGAUUGAAUAAAAGGAUGUUCUUGACUGUA
This is a messenger RNA of Salmo salar (Atlantic salmon), 7971 nucleotides long. RefSeq names its product nuclear factor 1 X-type. Gene Ontology annotation, biological process: regulation of transcription by RNA polymerase II. The record is from RefSeq and is a predicted model, not a curated record. Gene Ontology annotation, molecular function: DNA-binding transcription factor activity, RNA polymerase II-specific; RNA polymerase II cis-regulatory region sequence-specific DNA binding. NCBI's taxonomy places the organism in Eukaryota, Metazoa, Chordata, Actinopteri, Salmoniformes, Salmonidae. Gene Ontology annotation, cellular component: nucleus.